Betta splendens (Siamese fighting fish) is the source of this 5640-nucleotide messenger RNA. It is a transcript of the gene osbp2b, whose product is annotated as oxysterol binding protein 2b. The transcript has 15 exons. The record is from RefSeq and is a predicted model, not a curated record. The coding region runs from base 1 to 2298 and encodes 765 amino acids. Gene Ontology annotation, cellular component: cytosol; intracellular membrane-bounded organelle; membrane. Lineage: Eukaryota; Metazoa; Chordata; Actinopteri; Anabantiformes; Osphronemidae. Gene Ontology annotation, molecular function: cholesterol binding.
AUGAGCGAGCAGGGGAAGGGCUCGGCAUCCGCCUCUGCCGCGGCCGCGGCCCCGGCGCCGGGGUCGGAUACCUACAAAGGAUGGCUCUUCAAAUGGACCAACUACCUGAAAGGGUAUCAGCGGCGGUGGUUCGUCCUCAGCAACGGCCUGCUGUCAUACUACAGGACGCAGGCAGAGAUGGCCCACACGUGCCGCGGGACCAUCAACCUGGCCACGGCGCACAUCGACACGGAGGACGCCUGCAACAUCGUGCUGAGCAGCGGCGGGCGCACGUACCACCUGAAGGCCAGCACCGAGGUGGAGCGCCAGAGAUGGGUCACGGCGCUGGAGCUGGCCAAGGCCAAAGCCAUCCGCAUGAUGAACGAGCAGUCGGAUGACUCCGGGGAUGAAGAGCCCACAUCCCAGUCGGAUCGCAGUGAGAUUCAGGGCACGCUGAAGAUUCUAGUCAGCAAGCUGGAUGACCUCAGCACGUGUAAUGACCUGAUAGCCAAGCAUGGAGCGGCCCUGCAGCGUUCGCUGAGUGAACUCGAGGGUCUGAAGGUCCCAGUGGAAGGAGGAGAGAAGAUCAAGGCCGUCAAUGAGCGAGCCACCCUCUUCCGCAUCACCUCCAAUGCUAUGAUCAAUGCGUGUCGAGACUUCUUGGACUUAGCAGAGACUCACAGCAGGAGAUGGCAGCGGGCGCUGCAGUAUGAACGCGAGCAGCGCACUCACCUCGAGGAGACCAUUGAGCAGCUAGCCAAACAGCAUAACAGCCUGGAGCGCGCGUGGAGAGAAGCACCCACGCUCGUUUCCAGCACCCCCAGUGCCCCCACCACCAACAAGGGGAGCGAAAGGGCACCCAAAGAAGAGGCGAGUGAUGAAGAUGAGGAUACUGAGUACUUUGAUGCCAUGGAGGAUUCCCCUGCGUUCAUCACAGUGACCACAACCGAGAACAUACAGCACAGGCGAUCUCAGAGCAAUUUAAGCGGAGCGAGUGGUGGUCAACCCAGUGACUGGACCCAGGACGACCACAUGUCUCCAGGCUGUAAUGAUGUGUCAGGGAAGGAGCUGCAGCCCUGCAGAAAGCGGCGAGCCCAUAUCCCAGUCAAGCCCAACUACUCCCUCAAUUUAUGGAGCAUCAUGAAGAACUGCAUCGGCAAGGAGCUCUCAAAAAUCCCCAUGCCUGUAAACUUCAACGAGCCUCUGUCGAUGCUGCAGCGUCUCACUGAGGAUCUGGAGUAUCAUGAGCUUCUGGACAAGGCGGCGCGCUGCGACUCCUCCCUGGAGCAGAUGUGCCUGGUCGCCGCCUUCUCCGUUUCGUCCUACUCCACCACGGUCCACCGGACAGCCAAGCCCUUCAACCCCCUGCUGGGUGAGACCUACGAGCUGGAUCGACUAGAGGAGUUUGGCUACCGCUCGCUGUGUGAGCAGGUAAGCCAUCACCCACCAGCAGCUGCACAUCAUGUGAUUUCCCAACGAGGCUGGACCCUCUGGCAGGAAAUCACCAUCGCUAGCAAGUUUCGUGGCAAAUACCUCUCCAUAAUGCCUCUGGGUGCCAUUCACCUGCAGUUCCACUCCAGUGGGAACCACUAUGUGUGGAGAAAGGUCACCUCCACGGUGCACAACAUCAUCGUGGGCAAGCUGUGGAUUGACCAGUCGGGGGACAUUGAGAUUGUGAAUCACAGGACCAAGGAGACCUGCCAGCUCAAGUUCUCUCCCUACAGCUAUUUCUCCAGGGACGUUCCACGCAAGGUAACAGGUGUUGUUGCAGACAGUGGGGGUCAGGCUCACUACAUCCUCUCUGGUACGUGGGAUGAUAAGAUGGAGAGUGCCAAGAUCAUUCAGAGCAGUCGAGGCGGCAGUGGGUCGGAGGGAAAGCAGAAGACCGUCUAUCAGACCUUAUCUCCCAAACCUCUGUGGAAAAAGUACCCUCUCCCGGUGAAUGCAGAGAACAUGUAUUACUUCUCUGCACUGGCACUGACCCUGAAUGAGCCAGAGGAUGAAGUGGGACUGACCGACAGUCGUCUCAGACCAGACCAGAGGCUGAUGGAAGAGGGACGAUGGGAUGAAGCCAAUUCAGAGAAACAGAGGCUGGAGGAGAAGCAAAGAGCAGUGAGGAGGAGGAGGGAAGCAGAGGCCUCAGACGCUCUGGACGAAGAGUGUGAUUAUGACUCUGGCAGAGAGUAUGAAGGCUACCAGCCGCUGUGGUUUCACCAGAGGAGGGACUCUGUCACCGGAGAAACCAACUUUGUGUACAAGGGAGGUUACUGGGAGGCGAAGGAGAGACAGGACUGGAGCAUGUGUCCUGACAUCUUCUAAGCCACGAACUGACAGCAGGUCACACGUAAUCUUUUUAGACAGGGAACUACUCGGCCUCUGCUCCAUAAGCAAUGGCUAAUGAGCAGUGGAUCUCCGUGAGCAUGAGAAUGCUUGCGUGUGUUUUAUAUGUCUUCAGAUCACGCUGUACCUCCAAAUGAACACUCAGUUUGUACCAGGGGGAAAAGAACGGACAUUCACUUGGCAGUGCUCUUAAACACUACACUGGAGCAGCAGUGUGGUCACAUGUGGAAUCGGAGCUGUAGCCACGCAAUAAAGGCACCUGCGCACCCCAGAAACCAGGUGCUUUGUAACUGCUACCCACAAUGCACUUUUCGUUGAUCAUGUUGGACAGAAUCCGUGGUAGUUUAAUCGUAAACCUUGAUCUAAGGGGGCAAAUGUGGUUAGAAGUGUUCCUCCACUCUCUCAGUUUUAUUCAGCACAAUUUAGAUUAUGUUUGCUUCAUGAAUGAUUUUUUUUAAUCGUUUUUUGUUUUAAAAUUAGGGAAAAAUACAUUGCAGAUGAUACAGAUCCGAAAUGUUGAAAUUGAUGAGAAAAUAUAACAUAAAUUACAGACAUAAUAUGUAAAAUACUCAUAAAAUUGUACAAUCAUGAUUUUUUUAAAACUCAGCUUUUAUAAAUUGUUUUCUCUCUUGCUGCUCAUUUUUACAGACGUUUUACUUCCCCCACAGACACAAAAGAGACAUAUAAUUUAUUUGAACUAAUGAAAUAUGCAGGAGAGCAAAGACGUAUUUCCUUUGGUGUGAAUGUUGGGGCUCCCUCUAGAUAAAUGCAGUGAGUCUUCUAGUUGUUGUAGAGAUAAUAUAGCUGCUUCUUCACUUCAUAUUUUAAAUAUGAAUUGCCUCAAUGCAUUUCAGUCAUGAAACAGAGACACAGGCAUCUUCCAUUCAUGAUACUGAUUAGCAGAAAUGUCCAGUAGUCAGUCUUUGAACUGUAACAUCUGCAACAGUACAUGAUGUAUCGCAAACGUUCAUAUCACUCUAUCAAGGACCUGAAUAAGCACUUUUCACUGUGGUUGACUAUAGGUUAGUACAUACCUGUGUUCAUGUUGACAAAGGUCCACUCUGUACAUGUACUUUACCUUGUCCUCUGGUGCUCUCCCUUAGCAGCACGUAUUGUGUGACCAUUCUGAGAAACACCAUUAACAAAGAUAAUACAAAGUAUUAAGUCGACAUCAAAUCACUAAUUAAUAGCCAUCUUCCAUUUAGGAUCAUGUGCUCAAUGCACUAGCUCCAUGGUGUCCACCAGUCACUAAUUGGUAGUGUACAUGCUUCAGUAUGUGACUGAGUGGUUGUACGAGGAGUCCUGAGUGGCUUCAGCUGACAGGAAGUCAAAGGUUAUGGAAGCAGACAGGGCUGGUUCCUGUAGCACGUCACUGAGCUGUCAGCCUUAGCCACAGACCACUGUCACAGCCAUUGUUCCAGGUUCAACACAGCUCAUAUGCGUAACCCGUUCCUUCAGUGUUUGUGGACAAGCUGAUCUGGGACCUGCUCAUGAAGACGCCCUCAGUCUUUUGCCUUUAACUGACUGAACAAGGGAAAGAUCCCCCGGACUGUGCACUACAUGUCUACAGACUUUGGACAAGCUGUUUUUUUGGUAAUUAUUGUUAGGAAUGUAGAAUUCAAUGCUGGAGGUAUUGUAUCUAUUGUCUAUUUGUGUGAAUAUUUUGUGAUAAAAGAAUGAUAUUGUAAGAUGAAACAUAAUUCUACUAAGCUGAGUUUAAGUUAUGUAUUCCACAUUGAUCAAAUCUAAAAAAAAUGACAUGAAAGGAUUUGCUAUAAUUUAGAUUUUUAAUCCAGAUUUGUUGUGCAAAAGAUGGACGGCUGACCCUGAAGCACUCACAGUUUGGUUGCAGACUCUUUAUUUCGUCUUAAUGCACACUGUAAUAAUGAUUUUAGAGUCAUUGAUGCUAACAUUUUAGUAACCGUGGUUCACAUUUCAACAGCUUUGAUUUGCAGAAUGUAAAAGUGUGAUAAUAUGCACAAGAGAAGAAAUGAAUUCCUAAUAAAAUACUACUGAGUUUGACUGGUAGAAAGGAGUUUCCUGAUAAUAAAUACUCUUUAAACAAAAGAUUUAUCACCAGUAGCAUAAUAAUUUGAUACUGAAAUGAAUAAUGAUUGAUAUUAUUGUUUGCACAAUGUGCUUCUUUUUACUCAUUUUGAUUCAAGUUUUUCAUGGGCACAGUUUGCUCAAUCUCUAAAUAUCUUGUUCAGAACAAGUUGGAAACUAGAAUAGAAUCCCCCCCCCCCAAAACAAAUACACAUACAGUAGGUUAAUUGAUAACGUCAUGUAUGUACAGCAAAUAUGAAUUUACCUACAACCAGCAGCUUUAACAUAACCAUAAAACAAUGUUGUUGUUGUUUUUUACAAAUUAAUCAAAUGUUUGUUAAUAAUAAUAAUAAUAAUAAUAAUAAUAAUAAAAGGAUGUUGACAUUAGUUUUACGCAAAAUAAACAAACCAGAGCAGACAAGCGUGAUAUUAAUCUUCACAUAUCUUUUACUGUACUGUUUGGUUUGGUUCGGUUUUUCAUAUAUCUGCUUCACACAGAAACAAUUGAAACACUGAUGAAGACUGUGUCGACUAUCAGUCAUUUCGAGUGUGUCACACUGAAGACGGGCACUGCUACAUUCAACAGUUUCAUUUUUUUCUAUCUUGAAAAAGCAUCAUGCCACAGGUUAAUUGGUGUCAUCUGGCACAGUCAUGACAUCUGAACGAAUGCAGAUCGCUGCUGAAGGGUGGUGAAGAAACUGCGAAAGUGGUUUGCAGUCGUCUCUCUCAGCGACCAGUGAUUUUAUAUUUCAGAAUACAUAUUAUAUUUUGAAUGAUAACGGAGAGUUCAAGAACCAUUUUAAUUAAUAUAUUUCUGAAUAAUACAGUAUGACCUCAGUGUGCGAUGGUGACCUGUAGAUCCGAGAGCUGUAGCAAUAAUGCAGUGGUGUGCAGAUGUGUUAGCUCAUGGCUAUUUGCUACAAACAAACAGAGUUGUCUGCCUCAUGCAGAAGUGAAAAACCAACCAAAGUGUAUGUGACGAGUGUACUGUAGACUAAGACCCUCUUCAUCUGCCUUUCAUACCUUAGAGGGUUCUAAUGUAAACCCUCUGUCGCUGUUUCUCACAGCUCAUCUCACUCUUAGUGUGAUUUUAGCUUUAAUUCCUGUGUGAUUCUUUCUGUUCUGAUUCUUCUCAUGGGUGCCAUUAUUGCAAAGUUGUUGGGUUUUUUUUCAUACUGUUUGUGUGAUCAGUGUGCAUGUGUGGCACACGUUCCCUUCGCAUUCGAAGCUGCUCCGUUUUGAGGAUGUAAACACAAAUAAAUGAAGUGAAGAUGG